Paraphaeosphaeria sporulosa is the source of this 269-nucleotide messenger RNA. RefSeq lists its product as uncharacterized. The transcript has a single exon. Lineage: Eukaryota; Fungi; Ascomycota; Dothideomycetes; Pleosporales; Didymosphaeriaceae. The record is from RefSeq and is a predicted model, not a curated record. Bases 25 to 219 code for a protein of 64 amino acids.
UCUCAACAGACUGCGCAGGCCGAAAUGGGGUUCAAGGAUUCAAUUAGAGCCUGCGGUCUCUUGACAAUCGACCUGCACCGCAUGGAUGAGUUUACUGGUUUGACUCAAUGUGCAGUAUCAGAGCACGAAAGCUUGCAGGAGGAUGAGGACAACAUUAACGUACCAUGGCAGAGCCAGAAGUGGGACUUUUUCGGACGCUCCCGCACGAUUGAUGGUUGAGGGAUCUACACUAUUGGAUCAGAUCAGGUCCACAAUGAAGAAUUUUUUCC